Molecule: messenger RNA, 10239 nt
Organism: Oncorhynchus mykiss (rainbow trout)
Lineage: Eukaryota; Metazoa; Chordata; Actinopteri; Salmoniformes; Salmonidae
Source: RefSeq, a predicted model, not a curated record
CUGUAGCUAGUACUACUAGUACUACUAGUGCACAGUGCUCAUAGUCAUGUUUUUUCUUUUUUCUUCACUUUCAAGCCUGCCUUUUCCUGAACAGCGGGAAAACAGUUCGAUGUGGGAUUAUGCAUGGGGUUUAGUGGAAAACGGGAACAAAAUUGGGUGCAAGACAUGGAGUGUGAAAUUUAGAGUGACCUGUUUAUAGAAUGCGUAACCGUUUUAUAAAAGUGCUAGCGAUAUCGCGUACUAUUUGAAUAAUUUCAUCAAAUUAGCAGGAACACAGGAGCGCAGUUUUACCUGCUUCAGUAAAGGGCCUGUGAGAAUUCACUAUGCGGAGUGAAAAACGUAGCUCUGAAAUAUUACGUUUUUGAAUGGGUCCACGCGACUCUGAUCUGAAGUUGCCUGGAUGGGAUGCACAGUGAGUUUCAUCUGUUGUGAAGACGACCUCCUACAGAUUUCUCCCCACCAACAUGACAAAAAGAAAGAGAACAAGAAACUGUUGAAAAAGCCUGAGGAGUUUGAGGGGAUCCAUUCACACACCUUUCGGGUGAAGACGUUCAAGAAGAGCAAGCACUGUGGCGUGUGCAAACAGACCGUCAGCCAGGAGGGGCUAAUUUGCAAAGUGUGCCGGCUGACUUGCCACAAGACAUGUGAAGUGAAGGCACCUGGUAACGACAUCCCCCUGAAGCAUGUAGAGACCUUGGGCUCCACAAAGUCCUCCAAGAGUAUGGAGUCUCCACGCAUACCAUCAAGGAGUGUGAGUCUGCUACAGGCCCUGGAAGAGAACUAUGAGUUGGACCUGGUCUACAUCACUGAGAGGAUCAUCUCAGUCUCCUUCUCCAGCUCUGCGGAUGAGAACAGCUACUCUGCAAACCUCCGCGAGGUGGCUUCCAUGCUGCGCUCCAAACACCAAGACAACUACCUGCUCUUCAACCUCAGCGAGAAACGCUGUGACAUCAACCAGCUCAACCCAAAAGUGUUGGACUUUGGCUGGCCGGACCACCACGCGCCUGCCCUGGAUAAGAUCUGCACUAUCUGUAAGGCUAUGGACAGUUGGCUGAGUGCAGACAGUCACAAUGUAGUAGUGAUACACAACAAGGGGAACCGAGGGCGAACAGGAGUGGUGGUGGCAGCAUACAUGCAUUACAGCAACAUAUCAGCCAGUGCCGACCAGGCCCUGGACAGGUUCGCCAUGAAGAGGUUCUAUGAAGACAAAGUACUUCCUGUGGGUCAGCCGUCUCAGAAGAGGUAUGUACAGUACUUUAGCGGCCUUCUUUCUGGGAAUAUUAAGAUCAACAACAAACCCCUGUUCCUUCACCACGUCAUCAUGCACGGCAUCCCCAACUUUGAGUCCAAAGGAGGUUGUCGCCCUUUCCUCAAGAUCUAUCAGGCCAUGCAGCCAGUCUACACAUCUGGGAUCUAUAGUGUCCAGGGCGACAGCCAGACCAGUGUCUGCAUCACCAUUGAGCCAGGCCUGCUGCUGAAGGGGGACAUUCUGCUGAAGUGUUACCACAAGCGCUUCCGAAGCCCACAGCGGGAUGUGAUCUUCCGGGUGCAGUUCCAUACAUGCGCUGUGCACGACUUGGGAAUCGUCUUUGGGAAGGAUGAGCUCGACGAGACCUUCAAAGAUGACAGAUUCCCAGAUUUUGGAAAGGUGGAGUUUGUUUUUUCCUUUGGUCCAGAAAAAACCAAUGGGAUGGACCACUUGGAGAAUGGGCCCACUGUCUCAGUGGACUACAAUACCCAAGAUGCUCUAAUCCGCUGGGACUCCUAUGAGAACCUCGACCAGCAUUGUGAGGAGACUAUGGAUGACGUCAUACACACCCAGGGCCCUCUGGACGGCAGCCCCUAUGCUAAAGUCCGCAAGAAGGAGUCCAUCGAGGAUGCAGUCACUGCCAACGACCUCCUGCCCACCGCCACCGAACACGUCCUACCCACGGUUGACCACGCCCUGUCGGUGAGCAGCGACUCAGGCAACUCCACCGCCUCCAUCAAGACCGACCGCACUGAUGAGCCAGCCCCAGCAGCAGCAGCCCCACCAGUGAGCCAGCCGCCAGCGGCCCAGGAAGAGGCCCCAGUCUCGGGCACGGUCCUGGCCGUCCAGCUCAUCAGUCCCCAGGAGAAGCAGGACCUGGAGCAGCUGCUCAGUGGCCUGGAGGGCCCCAUGCAUUGCCAGGACUACCUGUCCUCUCCAUCGGGCGGAGGGAUGGGGAUAGGACUAGGGGGAGGGGGAAUACUACACCUGGUGCCUGCCCAAGUUCAUGUGAAUGGCCACAACAGCAGCAUGGACAGAGAAACAGAUAUUCUGGAUGACGAGGUGGAACUGCCCACCAGCCAGGAAGGUAACAGCAUGGACAGCUUGGGCACUCUGUCAUCCGUGGAAGGGAGAGCCACGCCAGCAGACCUCUACUACCAGGCUGAGACGGUUAUCAACGGGCAUGACAAGGUCCCCUAUCUAGAGAGGAGCAUCCCAGACAGGCCCCCGGAAAACAUUGUCAUAAAUGUCGCAAUAGGCUCACAUGAUGUGGCUGACCAGGUUCCCGUCACCUUAGUGCGAAGCCUCUGCUCAGCUCAGGAUGGGACAGGUGAGUCAGUUCCCCCUGCGAGCGAUUACAUUAUCAGCCAGAAUGGAAACCUGUAUUGCUCACAGUCAUUCGGUGCAGACCAGAAUCCCCUCCCUCGAGCGCCAGCACGCAACACCAGCAGCCGUAACGCCGUCCAACGUGGGCUCAACGUGUGGCAGCAAUAUGGCGUCCCAGAAGAGCCGGUGAUGGACGGGGUGUAUUUUGGCUCUCCUCCACCCUCCAUGCCUCUACAGAGCCACCACAGCAUGCCCCACUUCCCCCACCAGCAGACUGCCUCACAGCAGGAGAUUGAGCAGUCCAUUGAGGCGCUCAACCUGCUGAUGCUGGACCUGGACCCCGGACGCCUGUUGGGGAAAGUGCCAAAGUCCCAGAGUGUCCCGGGAGAUAACAAGGAGGUGGUGACCACACAACCAUCCUUUUCCCAGUCCCUGGCCAGGCCCUCCUACCAGGCUGACUCAGCUAUCUCAGGAAGCCCUGCACCCAGCCUAGCUCAGGUCAUGCUGAGGUCCUCCCCUUUCCAGCCGUCCACGUCUCCAGAGCCCUCUGCCAUCCAGAGACCAACAGCCAUCUACCACCCUGGUCCCUCUGUAGCCCCCAUCCCUGGCUUCCCCACUGAACCUUCUAGCCAAGGGGCAGCCAGAACCAGCUCUCCCACCCAGGUCCCCAGUAGCGUGGGCCAGCUGCAGCUGAAACCCAUCAACGUGUACCCCCCCAGCAUCGUGUACCCGUCCCUGUCCUCUGAGCUCCGGGAGCCCCAACAGAGCCCCAGUGCCACGUUCUCAUCACCCAAUCCCAGCGAUGCAGAGCCUGAUGAAGCGUUCAACGUGGAGGGCCUAGUAGCCCAGCGUGUGUCAGAGUACUCGGCCCGAAUGCAACGCCGACUCACGUCUCCUCAGUCUGAGCACCGUCACUCCCUCUCCCUCUCUGGUGUCCAGUCUUGUGGGACGUCAUUGGACGAGGCAUCGGCCCCGCCCCAUCACCGCACCACUAGUGAGAGACAAUGCAUCAACGGCCACGACGAAAGCUCUUCCUACCAACCCCCGGUCCGCUCCCCUAUUCGUUGCGUCUCACCGGAGUUCGUCAACACCAUAGCGCUGAAUCCCGGGGGGCGUCCCAAGGAGAGACACAUCCACAGCUACAGAGAGGCCUUUGAGGAGUUGGAUGGAGGCCAAAUCAGCCCCACGCCCACUGUUGGUGGUGAGGUGUUCCCCCAUACCCCUGCCUUCCCCGUCUCACCGCAAACCCCUUACUUCAACCUGUGCCAAGCUCGUUCCCCUCCAGGUCUGAUGAAGACCCCUCUCUCUGCCUUGGGCCUCAAACCCCACAACCCAGCUGAGAUCCACCUCAACCAGAGUGGAUCAGAGCCGUUGAGCUACGUGGAGUCAGUGGCCAGAUCCGCUGUGGCCGGUGGGGGACCAGCAGGACCCCCCGUGACCCUCACCCCCCCAGGAUGGACCUUGGCUAGGCAGACGAACCCUGACCCCUCCCCAACCCUCAACCCCCUAUUGUCUAGCUGCAGCCCCAUCCACAGAUCAGAGGGAGAACACCCGUUGGCUGACAGCAGUGCGAUCAUCCCCUCGCAAGCGUCCAUUGACUCCAGCUUACGCUCCUUUCCUUCCGAGGGCACGUAUCCCAUCCACUCCCCCACCCCUAUCCCCAUUGCCACUCCCACCCCAUACCUCCAGGCCCUGGGCUCCCCAUCUCCCUUCCUUCAAGCCCUGGGAACCCCCACCUCCUCCUACCUGAGCUCCACCUACCCCACCCUGUCUUACCUGUGUUCCCCCACCACCACACCCUCCUGGGACCUGGGUCACAGUGGCCAUAUGGGGAGCUAUGUCUCCCCGGACCCCAGCCCCCCCCCCGCUCCAGCCAGAGGCAUCUGCCCGGGAAACCUUGUGGCCAUCCUCCCCUCGUUAAGAUCAAGAAGUCUCCACACACUGCAUCGUGACCCCAACACCUCAUCUAGCAUCCCCUCCCUUCAACAUCGGCAACAGCCCACCAAUCAGUGCAGCCCUGUCAUGGGCCACCAGCCCGGUCCGGCCAAUGGCUUUGUGGAGUUUGGGAUCACUGGGAUGGUAAUGACAGGCAGUCCCGUGUUGGGCCGCCACCACUAUAACCCAUGUGUGUCCCAGGGGACACAGUCUAGCCCAGUGCUGAGCCAACAACCGUCCCUGAUGCAGGCCUCCCAGGACAGCCCCAUGCUCAGUUGCCAGCCCUCCCUCACCUACAGCCAACCCAUCCAGUCCAGUAUCCAGAGUAGUCCGGUGCUGAGCCGACAUCCAUCCCUCACCUACAGCCAACCCAUCCAGUCCAGUAUCCAGAGUAGUCCGGUUCUGGGCCGACAUCCAUCCCUCACCUACAGCCAACCCAACCAGUCCAGUAUCCAGAGUAGUCCGGUUCUGGGCCUACAUCCAUCCCUCACCUACAGCCAACCCAUCCAGUCCAGUAUCCAGAGUAGUCCGGUGCUGAGCCGACAUCCAUCCCUCAUUCACCAGCAGGGCAAUGGUAGUAGUCCUGUGCUGGGCCGACACCCGUCCCUCGGCCAGAUGUCACAAUGCAGUCCAAGUCUGGACCGACACCCAAUGCUGCAUAGUAGCGGCUACACCACCCCGGACGAAAGGCAGGGCACCCUGUCCCGUCAGAGCUGCUCCUCUGGGUACAACCCGCCCUCCACGCCCUCCUUCCAUGUCUCCAACGCGGGCUAUCUGGACGAGGGGAUAAUGAUGGGGGUACGGCAGGGCAGUCCGGCCCCACAGGCUCAGCCCCAGCUACCGGAGAAGAGGCGAAUGUCCAUUGGGGAGAGGCCCAACGGGGGGCUCUCGUACGGGACACUGAAUGGGAAAGUGUCCUCCGCCAUGUCGAGUGGAGGCAGCACGCCCAGCACUAGCUACUUUCAUACACUGCCAGACUUCUCCAAGCUUAACAUGACUGAUGGGAGUCCAGAGACCAGGCUGAAUGUAAAGUUCGUUCAGGAUACGUCCAAGUUCUGGUACAAGCCUGAUAUCUCCCGUGAACAAGCCAUCGGCCUGCUGAGAGAGAAGGAGCCAGGGGCCUUUGUCAUCCGGGACAGUCACUCCUUCCGAGGGGCCUAUGGCCUGGCCAUGAAGGUGGCCUCUCCUCCUCCUCCUACUGCUCAGCAUUCCAAGAAAGCUGGUGACAUCACUAACGAGUUGGUGAGGCACUUCCUGAUUGAGACGAGUCCUAAGGGAGUGAAACUGAAAGGAUGUCCCAACGAACCUUACUUUGGUUGUCUGUCAGCUCUGGUGUACCAGCACGCCAUGACUCCACAGGCCCUGCCCUGUAAACUGGUCAUCCCUACCAGAGAUCUCCACCAGGAUGUCCCAGAUAUCGCCACGCCAACCAACCAGGCUGACUACCUCCUGAAACAUGGAGCAGCAUGCAAUGUGCUGUACAUCAACUCGGUGGACAUGGAGUCUCUGACGGGACCUCAGGCCAUCGCCAAGGCGAUCUCGGAGACGAUGGCCGCCGCGUCCCCACCCACCGCCACCGUUGUGCACUUCAAGGUGUCGCCCCAAGGCAUCACCCUGACGGAUAACCAGAGGAAGCGUUUCUUCCGGCGCCACUACCCUAUCAACACUGUCACGUUUUGUGAUGUCGACCCUCAGGAGAGAAGGUGGAAUAAACCUGAUGGGGGCACAGCCAAGUUUUUUGGGUUUGUGGCUCGGAAGCAAGGAAGCACAACUGACAACGUCAGUCACCUCUUUGCCGAGAUGGACCCCGAUCAGCCCGCCAGCGCCAUCGUCAACUUUGUCUCCAAAGUGAUGAGCGGCUCACAGAAACGAUGAGCUGACCUUUUGGCGACCCCUGGCUUUUAGUUAUUUUGGGUUGUUGUUCUUUUUAACUACGGAGGGAAUAUAUUUCCUUUUUUUUAGUUUGUAUUCUAAGUUUAAUCUUAGGUUUCACCUCUUUCCUUCUGAUCUCGUCUUUUACCUGUGUGUGUGUGUGUGUGUCUUUGUUUCUUCUUGGAAGGACUCCUUCGUGGUGCGAACUAGGGGGGAUAGAGGAAGUGCAGUUUGUGGGGUGUGGCUGUGUAAGCUGUUGAAUGUUGGCUAUGGGAGGCCAUUGUGAUCUCUCUAGCAGGGCAGCACAAGAACAGGAAGAGGAAAUCAUGUCAGUGAUGAUGUCAGUGAGUGUGAUGCAUGAAAAAGAGAAGAAGUAGUAAAGUUGUGUGAUGUAAAGAAGGGUGUGAAGCUGUCGGGUUUUGGACUGUUCAACCAAAGAUUUUUAAGAAGCAGCAAUGUCACUGAAGGUAUGUUUGAAACAAUAUUUGGUAAAAAAAAAAGAAAAAUGGCUACUUUAUCAAAACAUUUACAUUUUAUGUUCUUUCUAUAUACAAGUAAAUACUGUAUUUAUUUUAUUCCUAAAAAGUUUGCAUCUUUGCUUUCUUCGCAAACCGUAUUCAAAGAAAUUUUUGCAUGCUGGCGAGUUUAAUCAAUGUAAAUAUCACAGAGUAAAUCUCUUGGUAGGGCGUGGGUGACUUGGAUGACUUGGGGCCUAAAAAUGUUGUUGGAUUUUUUUUUAGAGCUUUCUGUAGAGAAAGAAAAUAAAGAAAAAAGCACAGUUGUUCUCUUCAGAACAACAGAAAACAUCUGACUUCAGAACAUCUGUAUUGGUCUCCUCCAACUUCCACUGUUCUCUUCAGAACAACAGAACACAUCUGAAUUCCACUGUUCUCUUCAGAACAACAGAACACUUCUGACUUUUACUGUUAUCUUCCGAACAACAGAACAUAUCUGACUUCCACUGUUCUCUUCAGAACAACAGAACACAUCUGAAUUCCACUGUUUUCUUCAGAACAACAGAACACAUCUGACUUCCACUGUUCUCUUCAGAACAACAGAACACAUCUGACUUCCACUGUUCUCUUCAGAACAAACAAACACAUCUGACUUGCACUGUUCUCUUCAGAACAACAGAACACAUCUGACUUCCACUGUUUUCUUCAGAACAACAGAACACAUCUGACUUCCACUGUUCUCUUCAGAACAACAGAACACAACUGACUUCCACUGUUCUCUUCAGAACAACAGAACACAUCUGACUUCCACUGUUCUCUUCAGAACAACAGAACACAUCUGACUUCCACUGUUCUCUUCAGAACAAACAAACACAUCUGACUUGCACUGUUCUCUUCAGAACAACAGAACACAUCUGACUUCCACUGUUCUCUUCAGAACAACAGAACACAUCUGACUUCCACUGUUCUCUUCAGAACAAACGAACACAUCUGACUUGCACUGUUCUCUUCAGAACAACAGAACACAUCUGACUUGCACUGUUCUCUUCAGAACAACAGAACACAUCUGACUUCCACUGUUCUCUUCAGAACAACAGAACACAUCUGACUUCCACUGUUUUCUUCAGAACAACAGAACACAUCUGACUUCCACUGUUCUCUUCAGAACAAACGAACACAUCUGACUUGCACUGUUCUCUUCAGAACAACAGAACACAUCUGACUUCCACUGUUCUCUUCAGAACAACAGAACACAUCUGAAUUCCACUGUUCUCUUCAGAACAACAGAACACAUCUGAAUUCCACUGUUCUCUUCAGAACAACAGAACACAUCUGACUUCCACUGUUUUCUUCAGAACAACAGAACACAACUGACUUCCACUGUUUUCUUCAGAACAACAUAACACAUCUGACUUCCACUGUUCUCUUCAGAACAACAGAACACAUCUGACUUCCACUGUUCUCUUCAGAACAACAGAACACAUCAGCUGUUCUCUUCUGAACAACAGAACACAUCAGCUGUUCUCUUCAGAACAACAUAACACAUCAGCUGUUCUCUCCAGAACAACAGAACACAUCUGUAUUGGUCUCCUCUGACUUCCAACCUUCUUUUCCCCUCUUCUUUUGAAUGGUUGAAGGAUGGAGGAUAGAUAGAAGCUUGUCCAGUUUGGUCCAACUAUUCACCUACAAAGGGAUAUUAGAACCCUGUAAUGACGCUGGGAGCCGGCGUCUGUUGUUACCCUUCUAGACCAGCCUGCAAAGCACCCCUCUAUGGAUACAUUUGGUUUUGGCUGAUUGGUUCCCAUAAGUGCCACUCCUCUCCUCUUCGCUGUGCAUGUAUAAGCAUCAUGGAAGGUCAGAGUUCACUGCUGAUUUUUGAAGAGCGGACGGGCAACGAGAGUCCAGGUUGCUACGACUAAAGCAUCAAGCUCUCUCUCUUCUCCUUCGGAACAUUAAAAUUAUUCUACCCCUGCAACCGUCCCAGUAAAGAUUGAGAGAGUCCACUAUCUUUACAGAUCAGCCUAUCAAACGUGUAACACCCACAUCAUACCCACAAGUAAGCUAUAUACAUAUACAUAUACAUACAUAGAUAUAUAGAUAUAUAUAAAACAUGUUUAUUUUUUUGCUCUGUCACUCUUUUAACUCAUAUAAUAAAUUGACAUAUAUAGUCCAACCAUAAAGAUUACUGAGUGUCGAAAAAAUAUUAUUCUGUACUUUGGCUAAGAUUUAUAAAUCAUGAGACUGAACUACAUCAAUAUAAAUGGUGUGAAGUGUAUGUAUUUUAAAGCUUUGCUUUAAAACAAUUCACUGCAUUACUUUGUUUAUGUUAUGAGUCUUUGUAUAAAGCAUCAUUUGGUAUGGGGGAGAAAGAGCGUCUAGCAAAGUUCUUUGUUGCAAAAUUGUGCCAACAUUUUAAAAAAAAUGUAAAAAUAAACCUGCCUAAAAUGGAAUGGCCAGAGUUAAGCACUUACACGUCAUAUGAAAUAUCAAUGCACCUAUGUGUAGCUGUGUGUUCACUGCAUGUUUGGAGGCCAGAUAUUCUUUCCGUGACUACUUCCUCUAUCUAACAUCGCAGGUUUAGUGAAGCACCACCGUAUUCAAAUCUUAAGCAAUUAUUCAUGUUGUUAUGUAGGGCCUACUGCCCUCAUGUGGUGAACCAACGUUUGACAACCCAUUGUGUUUUUACUCUGGCGUUUUAACUGUGAUUUCAGCAAUGACCAGCGAAACUCAAAUGGCUGAGUAUAUUAUUUUCAGAAUAUGGAAGACAAGUAUUAUGUCACUUUUUUUGGCCAUUAUGAUUUUGUGAAUGUCCUUACUCAAUUGGAUUCUGUUUGGAGCAGAUUAGUCAUACCCCGAUGGUCAAAUCUACUCCAGUGAAAAAAAAAGAACAAGCAUUUACAUGUGGCAUUCUGUCAUGUCAAAAUACACACUAAAUAUUUGCUCGUCCACUUCUGUUACCGCUUAAUGUUUUGUUUUUAUGCUCCACUGGGUCUUCUUCCAUGACGUCUGUACUCGUUCCAUUCUGUUCCAACCGUUCAUUCCUCUUCAAUGAGAAUCCCUCCAUUUUAAAUGAAUUGUAUUUAUUUUUUUUGAUGAGUCUCCACUACUGUAAAACUAUAUGUGUCGAAAGCAUGGUUGAUUCUGCAUUUUUCUAUGAGAAACGUGUGAGAAAUGCUUGUCGGGUCAAUCCCCCCUCUACCACAAAUUGAAUGUCAGUCUCACGUUAUUUGUCGUGUAAGAAGUCUCUUCUGAUGUACAUGUGGCCACUUUGAGGAAAUAGCCUUAGAAUGUGUGCAUGAAUGUGCUGCGAUGCCUGUACAGAAGUGUAUGUAUUUUCAUUUGCUUUAUUGUAUGGCUUUUGUUUCUGAGAAGAAAAAAAACAUAUUAAAAGUAAUUUGUGUU